AUACUCGUACAGUAUAAUCACUGUACUUCUUUUCUCCCCUCAAGGAAGACCUCAGCUUGACCCUCUCUCUCUCUCUCUCUCUCUGUUCCCUCCCAACUCCGCCUAUGGCCACUGCCGAACCUCUCCCACCGGAAAAUGCCUCCGCCGCCGCCCAAGCACACCACCACCCUGACACUGAAGCCAACGGCGGAGCUGCGGGGCCUACUCCGCCGGAGAAGAGAUGGCCGGGUUGGCCCGGGGACUGCGUGUUCCGACUGGUGGUGCCGGUGGGGAAGGUUGGAAGCAUCAUUGGCCGAAAGGGGGAACUCAUCAAGAAGAUGUGCGAAGAGACUCGAGCUCGCAUUCGUGUUCUCGACGCUGCUAUUGGUACUCCCGAUCGAAUCGUUCUUGUAUCAGGAAAGGAAGAGCCAGAGGCGGCUCUUUCCCCUGCGAUGGAAGCUGUAAUUAGGGUAUUCAAGCGUGUCUCUGGAUUAUCUGAAACCGAUGCUGAGAAUAAAGAAUCUGCUGCUGGGCUUACAUUUUGUUCCAUCCGUUUACUGGUGGCAUCAACACAGGCGAUAAAUUUAAUUGGAAAGCAAGGCUCAUUAAUCAAAUCUAUUCAGGAGAACACCGGCGCUGCUGUUAGAGUACUGUCUGGAGAUGAGGUGCAAUUUUAUGCUUCCACGGAUGAGAGGAUUGUGGAAAUGCAGGGAGAAGCCUUGAAGGUCCUUAAAGCACUGGAAGCAGUAGUUAGCCAUCUAAGGAAAUUUUUGGUUGAUCACAGCGUUCUUCCCCUGUUUGAGAAAAGUUACAAUGCACCAAUCUUGCAAGAUCGUCAAGCAGAGACCUGGUCUGACAAGUCAUUGUUGCAUACUAAUUCACAAACUAGCAUUUUUGCUGAUAUUCCUCUUCCAACAAAAAGGGAUUCUGUCUUAACUGACCGGGAAAGUCAAUUGGACUCGUUAUUCCCUUCAUCCACUGUGUCUCUCUAUGGGCAAGAUUCUUCACUUUCUAGUGUCUCUUCUUCAGCUCUUGGCCGUGUUGGUGCUCCUAUUGUUACUACGGUAAUACAAACAAUGCAAAUACCAUUAUCCUAUGCUGAGGACAUCAUUGGUAUUCAAGGUACUAAUAUUGAUUACAUUCGCCGCACCAGUGGAGCCAUAUUGACUGUGCAGGAGAGUAGGGUGCCUGAUGAAAUCAUUGUGGAAAUAAAAGGCACUUCAUCUCAGGUUCAAACGGCACAACAACUGAUUCAGGAAGUUAUAAGCAAUCACAAAGAACCUGUUACUAGCAGUUAUGGCAGGUUAGAUGCAGGUCUGCGGUCUUCAUACUCUCAGUUGGGCACUUCAUCACGCUUUUCAUCUUCCUUGUCCUCCCAACCGUACGCAGGUUAUGGAGCUUCUGGUUUAGGAGACUACAGUACUUUCAGGCUUUGAAUUGGUCUCAAUUCAAGGGUACUUAUUUGGACUUGUUCUUUCUAAUUGGGCCUGAUUGGGGAGCAUUAAUGCUUCACUGUAUUAUGAAGCCUUAGAAAAGCAUGCUUUUAUGUAUCUGAUAUCAUCCUGUAUCGUGGUUAAUUUUUGAGUGGCCAAUAGUUGAGAAUUUUUAUAGAAAAUGUAAUGAAAUAUUAAUUAAUUAGCCGUUUUAAUGAUGUUUAAUUUUGUUGAAGUGCACAUUUUGAGUAGGUAGGCAAUACCUAAUUAUCGAUACUUUC
Molecule: messenger RNA, 1693 nt
Organism: Abrus precatorius (Indian licorice)
Lineage: Eukaryota; Viridiplantae; Streptophyta; Magnoliopsida; Fabales; Fabaceae
Product: RNA-binding KH domain-containing protein PEPPER-like
Exons: 6
Coding region: 105-1415 (436 amino acids)
Biological process (GO): regulation of gene expression
Cellular component (GO): nucleus; cytoplasm
Molecular function (GO): mRNA binding
Source: RefSeq, a predicted model, not a curated record